Molecule: messenger RNA, 597 nt
Organism: Penicillium mononematosum
Lineage: Eukaryota; Fungi; Ascomycota; Eurotiomycetes; Eurotiales; Aspergillaceae
Exons: 1
Coding region: 1-597 (198 amino acids)
Cellular component (GO): mitochondrion
Source: RefSeq, a predicted model, not a curated record
AUGGUAUCACUAUUCGGCUGGGGCUCAAGCCCAAAACCCGAGUCAAGCCAACCAACACCUCCUCAAGAGAAGCCGACACCCGAUGAAUCCGCAACUCCAGCAUCAACACAAACACAAAUAGCACAACCACCCUCGCCCCAAACAAACACAAACCUCAAACUCCUCUUCGGAGGAAUGACUUUCUUCGCGCUCUCGGUGUUAGUCACACGCCGCGCCUUCCAUAAGAAGCGCAUCUCCUGCAUCCCGCCUUUCUAUACAAGCUCGGUGUACCACCAGCCGCACUCGAACUCCGCGGGCGAUGCGUUCGAGGCUCUGAAUUUGGCGACUCUCAAUGUCGUCUCGUUUGGAUUGAUGGCCGGCGGUGCGGUCGGGUAUGCUUUGAAUAUUAAUGGGCUUGAGGAUAUGCAGAGAUUCGUGCGCAAUGGGUUGCAGGGUGGUAGUGAUACGCCUGUGAAGAGUGAUGAGGAGCUCGAGGAGGAAGUUACUGAGUGGGUUUCUAAGAUUCUAGGUGAUAAGUUUGAGAAGCAAUUGGAAAAGGAGAAGAUGAAGAGGGCGUUCCAGAAGGACAAGGUGGAUCAGGAUACUAAAGAGAACUGA